AUGACAAUGUGCUGUAUUCUUUCCGUUUAUCUAACCUGUGAUUUAUUCCAGAGUCAUUUAUCACAGCAACAGUGAAAACUCUUUGAACUUGCGUUAAGAUAUAUUCAUAGGCAAAGGUAAGAUGACUCACGUCUCCUCGAUCGGAACGUGGGUGAUGAGCGCAGUGACGAGAAAUCUUGUCGAUGCUUCCGCGACGUCAAUCUAAUUUACGAAGAGUCGGAAGCUGGAUGCUUCUAAACUCAUGUGAUGAGACCCAUGUGGUUAUCUAGGCUUCACAUAGAAAUUUCUCCCUCUGACUUUGGUUUCGGCUCUAUUACCAUAUAGCGUGCUUCCGUUUCCCUUUUCUGCACAGAGAGAGAGAGAGAGAGAGAGAGAGAGAGAGAGAGAGAGAGAGAGAGAGAGAGAGAGAGCGGGGAAAGUAAAGAGCUUAUAACUUCUUUAAGUAUUGGCAAUGAUCAAAAUGGAUUGAUUGAGCCAUAGAGUUCUAUAAGCCAUGGAGAACGAGGGCAAUAAAGUAUCUACAAACCUUGUAUUUGGAAACGCUCCUCUCAAAAUACUUCAUCUAAACAUAACAUAUCAAUAAACUAUUAUCCUUACUCCUCAACAUAUUCACUCAUAGGAUUGUAGGACUUUGAUGAUGAAAGGUCAGAUGGGCCUAAGAUUUUCUGUAUCGCUGAUGGGUGAGGCAAAAGCACCCUUCAGGCAGUUAAUUGUGUAAGAAAAAUCAAGACUUAAUAAAGUAAAGAAAAACAAGCAGGGAGACAUAGAGAGAGAGAGAGAGAGAGAGAGAGAGAGAGAGAGAGAGAGAGAGUGGGGAGAGAGGGAAGAGAGAGGGAAGGAGGGAGAGACAGCGGGGAAAAAGAUGAGCUUAUAACUUCUUUAAGUAUCAGCAAUGAUCAAAAUGCAUUGAUUGAGCAUCGAGUUCUAUAAGCCAUGGAGAACGAGAGCAAUAAAGUAUCUACAAACCUUGAGUUUGGAAACGCUCCUCUCAAAAUACUUCUUCUUCUAAAGAUAACAUAUCAAUAAACUAUUAUCCUUACUCCUCAACAUAUGCACUCAUAGGAUUCUAGCUCUUUGAUGAUGAAAGGUCAGAUGGGCCUAAGAGUUUCUGUAUGGCUGAUGGGUGAGGCAAAAGCACCCUUCAGGCAGUUAAUUGUGUAAGAAAAAUGUUUGGGGUCUAGGAGAGAGAUAACCCUCUCGAAAGGUUAUCACUGGUGUGUGGGGGUUCCAUCUCGGAUCCCCUCCCUUGUUUUCGUGAUUUUCUUGUCCCCCUACCUUGUUGAAUUGCAUUAAUUUGCUUAUUUACUUCUUGAUAUUCAUUUGACUUGUGGCCAGCAAGUAUAACGUAUUUUCUUCUUCUGAAUUGUUGAUCAAGUUGACCCCAAGACACCCCAGAAAUAAUCUUGAUUUUUCAUGUAAUUACGUAUUUUUUUUCAAGAAAUUAUAGUAAGUAUGCAACCACCUAAAGCAUCACAAAAUAACUAUCAAGAACUAUGAUUACCUUGGUGGAUGAUAACUAAGAACAGCUUUUAAAGUACGAAAAUUAUGGAUUUAAAGCCUUAUACAAUUCAUGGACCUUGGGAAGCAAGAUAACUAAGAACAGGUUUUCUCAACUUAGAGCUUUGGCUUCGGAUAAUUACGAAUAGAGCUUAAAUGCGACUGCAUAGAUCAUUUACUACAUGGGUUAUUAGAACGUCCUGAUGAUUAGUCAACAAUGGAGGAAGGUUUCAGAGGAAUCCGGUGACUAAGUUGUGUUCAUUGGAUGGCAAGGAGUGGAGAAGGAUCCAUAUCAUUUAAGGUAGAUAUAUAGUUGAUAAUAACGAGCGGCAUUGAUGUCCAGAACCAAAAGCUUCUAUUUCUUUUUUCUUUUACGAAACCAAUGAAGGAGUUAUUGGAACGAGAAACUUAUGGGCAUGGAUUCUGAAAACUAAACAUCAAGGUAACAUAACAUAUAGCAAGCAAAAUUCAUGGUUUCCGUGGCAAAAACCCAAGAGAAGUAGCUUUUUUCUGCCCCGAAAUAAAAUUUCUUGCUCCAAGAACAGAACGAGCUUCCACCCUCAAGAAAGCGAAGGACCAACCAGAUAAGAUUGUCACAUCAUAUCGAAGCCGAAAGAACGGGGGCACCAAAUCGAGCAGAGUGGCGUAGGAGACACCAGCGGGCCUCGGCCAGGCGGAACGCGAACCUGAAUCACUGGAAGAACCCACGGAGAUCGAGCUCCAUGAGAAAGGAGGGGAGGGACGACAAUUCAACACUUGCCUCCGGAGGUUCCCCCGAACUCCGCAACUCCAGUGGGCUCCCCCAACUCUGAAUCGAAUCCAGGAAGAAAUGCCUCACCACCAACCUUUCUGAAUCUGUUCCCCUUCUUCUUCUUCUUCUCUCAGUUCUUCUUGCUCUCUGGUAGCGUCUUCUCCUGUGGAGAUUUGUCUAUUUCGAAAUGUUUCAAAGCAUUGGGUGGUAAAAAAAGAAAAAAGUGGGUUUUUUAGGAAAUGGACCAAGCAGAAGAAAAGUCAAGAUAGGCUUCUGGGGGAAUCCCCCCUGGAAAAUCGGACGUGAGGGUUUAUUAUUUUAAGUCAAAUAAAAAAGGGGUUUUUUUAUUAAAAAAAUGUUAAAAAAACCCCCAAAAAAGAGAUACUCUCUUCUACUCUCUUCUGCCUAACGGCAUUAACCGCUCUUCGUUCCCGAAAUUACGGAUUAGCCCCGAAUCCGUCACCCGUUAGGGGAGGGUGCCGGCGGAAUCCACGUGACUCCUGAUGUCACUCUCAAGUCUGGUACAUCGAUAGGAGACACGUGGCAGAGCAACGAGGCACCCACCUAGUUUCCCGCCCAAACACCCCUUCGAUGUUAAGUCACGACUUGAUUGGGGGUGGGCGGCAACCUGCCCAUUGGGCUGCAGCCUAAUUGCGCCGCAGACUUAUUGGGCCGGAAAACACUGAACCCGUCUACAUCAUUGUGCAGGAAGUCUCCAAUCUCUCUCUCUCUCUCUCUCUCUCUCUCUCUCUCUCUCAUUAUUUCAAUCUCCAACGAAAUUGGGUCAGCUCUUAUGUUGGGAAGAGAGAAUCUGGGACAUCAAAAUUUUCUAACGUCCGAUUUCUGUAGGACUAGAGAGAGAAACAGACAGGAUUCUGUUCUCUCUCUCUCUCUCUCUCUCUCUCUCUCUCGCAUUAUCUGCAUAACUGAGAAACUGGGUCAUCUCUUAUGAUGGGAAGAGAGGAAUAAAACAGAACCUGGGCCCUCCAGAUUUCCUACUUUCCGAUUUCUAGAGAGAGAGAUGGAGAGAGAGAGAAAUGGUCAGCAGAAUCAACGAAGAAUCAAUCAGACACAGAAGGUGAUGUUGGCGGUGGGGAUGUACAGGGGGGAAAGGAGUUUCAUCUGAGCAGCCCAGCCUGGUAGAGCUGCUGCUGCUUCUUCAUGAGGAGCCGUCGGCGACGGGGGGGGGCUGCUGGGACUUGAAGAACCUGGCCACGGCCUGGUAGAGCUGCUUCUCCUCGAAGGGCUUGGACACGUACCCGUCCAUCCCCGACUUCAUACACUCCUCGUACGUCGCCUGGAUCACGUCCGCCGUCAUUGCCAGCACCGGCACGUGCCACUCCCUGCCCCGUCCCCCCUCCGCGUUCGCCCUGCUCUCCAUCUGCCGUAUCCUCCUCGUCGCCUCGAAACUGCACUUUUAAACCGGCGCUGCCGCCGUCGAGUGAGAAGAAUUCACGGCGAGGAGAGAGAGAGCGAGAGAGAGGGCGCAUCCUACCCGUCCAUCUCGGGCAUCUGGACGUCCAUGAAGCAGGCGUCGAAGUCGUGGGGGAUCUGGAGGAGAGAGAGAGCGUCACUGCCGCUCUCCGCGCACUCCACGUUGGCACCGUACUUGUUCAGGGCGCCGGCGGCGAUGCGGCGGUUGACCUUGUUGUCGUCCACCACAAGGAUCCGCUUCCCGGCGAGCAGCCUGCGCAGGAAGGCCGAGCCGCCGUUGACUAGUUCCGGCCGGUGCAGCUUUCUGAUCCCCGCCACCUGUUCGAGGCAGGCAGCGAUAGUGCUUGCCCGCAGCGGCUUCAUGAUCACCGCGUCGGCGAGCCCUCCCCCCGCCGCUGCCGCCUUCUCCGACUCAGCUCCCACCAGCAGGACGAUCUUCGGUGGUGGCAGCGCCGCCCCCUCACCGCUGCCCUUCCACUCGAGCAGUCGCCGCCGCAGACCAGAGGACUCCCAGGUGUCCUUCUCCACGACGAUCAUGUCCGGGUGCUUCCACAAUUGGCUGCCAAGGAGAAAGAAAAAAUCCCCACAUAAAUAAGAAGUAAGAAGAUUGAGGUUGAAGAAGAAGAAGAAGAAGAGGGCUCACCUGCUCGGCCCGGCGACAGCAUUGGUGGCGAUCUCGACGCCGAUCCCCAGCCGCUGGAGGUGGUACCUGGUGACGGCACUCCUCACUGGCCGGUCGUCGAGCACAAUGGCCCUCGUGCCGCGGAAGCUGGAAGGCAGCGGCUCACCGCCGUUGCUGUGGUUGCACCGCUUGAGGACAGCGGUGAAGGUGAAGGUGCUGCCGACGUGGGGGCGGCUGAGGAAGCUUAUCUGGCCGCCCAUGAGCUCCACCAGGCACUUGCUGAUGCUCAGGCCGAUGCCCGUGCCGCCAUAGUUUCUGGAGGUGGAGCUGUCCGCCUGCAUGAAGGGAGUGAAGACCCGAUCCUGGGCUUGCAGGGGGAUGCCAAUUCCGGUGUCCUCCACACUAACGAUGAGGGCAAUGUCCUCUGAGUCGCCGCCACUGCGGCUGCCGCUCUCGGCCCAAUCAGAGAGCAGCAGUUUGAAGGUCUCCCAGCCAUUUCUGCCGUCAGCGGUCUCGAGCCCACUCAAGGUAUCGAAAGAAUCCGGCGGCCUGUUUGAGCUCAUUUCGGUCUUGGGAUUCAUCGCCGCUGUUGCAUGAUCAGCCAAAUGAACUUGGAUAAAUAUGUGGCCACGCUCGGUAAACUAUCAAGACCAAAAAGGAAACAACAACAACAACAUUCGUAUGAGGGAGGGAAUUCACAGCAGAUUGGCGAGAAGCUCGAAAGGAAUUGGAGCUCUCUGAAAUGAAAAAAUCUAAUUCAAUCGGAGCUCAAAGGAAUCAGUCAGCUCACCUUGAUGGAAUUGCCCACGAGAUUGGUGACGAUCUGCCGAAACCUCCCCGGGUCGCCCAUGAGGACUUGAGGAACUUUGUCAGACACAAACACGGCCAGCUGCGGAUUUCCGUGGAAGUCAACAAAAAAAAAAAAAAAGAGAAAGGAAGGACCAUAUUUGAUUAAUUAGGGAAAGAAAGAAAAAGAAGAUCUAGCAUUAGAAAUAAUAAUAAAUUCGUCCAGGACUGACCUCGAUGCCUGACUUUGCUGAGAACAGGGAGAUCACGUCGUCCAGGACGGAUCUGAUGUCGAAGGGCACGGCUUCCAUCUCCAGCUUACCGGCUUCGAUCUUUGCCCGAUCAAGCACUUCAUUUAUAAGCGAUAUCAGGGCUUUGCCGCAGACCUGAGCGGUCUGGGCGUAAUCCUUCUGGGUCGAGCUGAGUUCCGUGUCAAGAAGCAUGUCCAGCAUCCCUGGAGAUCAGAUCAAUGUCGCCGAUGAGGUUUUGGCCCGAUGGGCACAAAGUCCGCCCACGAAAGACAAGAACCAAAGAGCUCAACAUUACCGAGGACUCCAUGCAUGGGCGUUCGUAUCUCGUGAGAGACGGUGGCCAGAAACUGCGAUUCAUAAGCAACCCAAAUGAAGGUUUCACUUAGAACAGGAAGCAUGAUUACUGAAGGAAGGGGAAGGGGAAGGGGAAGGGGGAGGAAGACCGCAUAGGUCGUCUCAGAUGCUUGACUAUGUGAUGGUCAACGUUGCACCAAGUGAUCAGAUGGGGAGAAGGUUGACCAGGCAAUAAUAGCAUCUUUUUAUCAGCAGGAGGAUUAUUCUAGAAACUUGCCUGGGAUUUCGCAACAUCUGCGGCCUCUGCCUGGACCUUCAGUUCCUCCAUCUUCCGGCAGUCCUCCACAACAGUGGCGUAGCGAUUGUAGGCGGUGAAAAUAAUAUAUCCAAUGAGCAUGACGAUCACAAAGACACCGGUUGGGGUGUAAAUGGCCGACCAUGGAACUGCAGGCUUCUGACAAUAUCUGACAAGGACCCGCCAGUUUAAAUAAACCAUGAAUAGCAAGCCACAAGAAAUAGAAAAGAAAAAAUUCAUACCUGCAUUCCAUCUGGUGCUUCCUGAAUGGGUCCCCGAACUCCAGCAUGCUUACAUGGGAGAGAGCGGUGUAGCCAAUCAUCUGCUCGGGGCCGUACAUGAUUAAGGGGAUGGACGCAUUGGUGACGUCAUACACAUUCACCAAGAUUUCAGCGUUGCCGGCGAGUUGCUUCAGCAAAGUUUCAACAAGCGACUCGAUGUCAAACCCUCCGCCAAGAUAGCUGUUCGUGAGAAGUGUGCCAUGUUUUGGUCAGACUGAAUCUUCCUCUCCACAAUGGAAUGAUUAGAAGACCAUGAUUCGUUUUCUACUUUCUUUUUUUAUUUUUUCUCCUCCAGAAGGGUGGGUUUGGAGCAAUCACCAAAUUAAGAGGAACCAUGUGAUGUGAUGUGAUGAAAUAUGGGAUUAAAAAAAUACACAAAAUCCAGAAAAAAAUACUGCAAAUCAAUGGACAACAUUGCAUUAAUUUGAACGUGACUGCCUUUCUGCCUUCAUUUUGAUAUUCUAGAGUUCUACAGCCAUAUGUUGUCUCCUUAAGAGAUGGCACUUAAAUUGUUUAUCAAAGAAUCAUGGUUCCCAGGAAGAUUUUUUUCAGCAAAACUUGAUGUACGACCGGAAUCACUUCAUACGGACGUGGAUGUAUAAGACGUUAAAACCUAGGGUGUGGGUGUAGGAUAAUGGUGUGGCAAUGUCGUGGCAUAAUUACCCAAGUGUCGAAGUCAACAUGAGUGCAACAUUUUCGAAGGGAAUUAAAAUCCAGUGAAAAAAUUACAACUAACCUAGACAUCAAUCUACCAUUUUUAUUAUUAGAGCCUCAGAUAACUUUGGAGAUGCAGGGGAACUCAGGUAUGAUCAUGAAUCCACAAAAAUAUAUGCUUGCUUUUCCCAUAAGAAAAUAAUAGCUAGUCAAUUGGGAGGUUCAAAUGACCCUGGAUCUUUUCUUUGAAUGAUAACAGAGAGACCAAACAAAAAUUAUUAUUAAAAUCUUGAAUAAUCAAUGAGAGCCAUUUGCUGUUCUUUAACAUGUUUCAUCUCGUGGAGUAAUCAGUGCCCAAGGUGGAAGCCAAGCUUCAAGAUAUCAAAAUUGGCAGUGCUUAUGGACAUCCUGCUGCCAGGAGGAGAUCAGUGAAAAAAGCUGAGCUCAGGGCACUAUUCUUUCUCUGGGAAACCUAAAAGUAUGUUUUUUCCAUGCUCGUUGUCCAAUAAAAAGGCAUACAUGUAUACACCCUUGUUGUGGUUGACUUUAUUUAGAAAAUAAAUAAACGGUACUGGACUUAAUCGAACAAUGGAAACUUACGUGGAAGUAUAUUGCAUGAUGACUACUGACAACAAUUCUCAAUGGAAAGGGAAAUCCUUCUAGCUACCAAAGUGAAUGUUCAUUCUCCAUCAAAGAAUUCCUACAUUUCAGGUCUGUUCUGCCUCAUUCUUGCUUAUGUCCCUUUUCUCCAAUAAUGGCUGGAACCAAAUGCUACACUAUAAGGUAGGCAUGGUACUCUGGCAUGUUGGGCCGCAGCUGAUAACUACCAGUAGUUCAUCUAAAGGUGGCAUGAGAUAAGAAGGUAUGAAGAAUGCGCAUUUCCCAUAUUAAUUCCAUGAAUUGGCAAUCAGCUUCCACUUUCUUUUCCCUAAGACAUGCACAACGACACACCACUAUUCCCUUGAAAUUUAUAUGCAUGACUAGUGGGAACGUGAACUUUCCACAUCAAUAAAUUCUGUCUGUUCUUACCUACCCUCAUCUUCAGCUUUUUCUCCAAACCACCAAGGCAUGAUCGAACCCUCAGUCACGUGUGUCUUCUUCCCAGUAUUAACUUGCUCAUCUUAUUCCUCCAAAAUCUCACCAUUGUAUGGUUUUAGGCUUCGGCGGUAAAACAUUUCCUUUCCAACAAAUUAUUUUUCCUUUCUAUCAAAUAUUCCAUGAAUACUCGGCCAGAAAUCGUACUGGUGCCAAUUAUGGGUCUACUUUAGGCAAUAAGAGAGGAACAACUCUGAAAAUGAAAAUAUAGAACUGAUACGAUCAUUGGAGCUCACCCAGCAGUUGCUUCUACACGUUCUUCGACAGUCGCAGUCGGGGAAAGAUGUGUGCGAUACACAGGAAAAGUAAAAACAACUCCGAGAUGAUUGGAGUUGAGCAGCCUGAAUGGACUUGUCAGGACAGCUUUGCCAGUAGCCCUAGCCCGCAGGAUGUUCUCUCGAUCCUCCUGCAUUCAAAGGAACAAUAGUGAUCUUCUCGACCCCCAUUUCAACACAACGGUUCAGCCGCCAAGAGGAGGACGUGAGCAGCAUUACCUCCCCGGACAUCAUAUCGAGGGUUUUGAGGUAAGAAAGAGUCUCCUGGGCAAAAAUCACCGGCGCAUAUUCAUCUUGCUCAGGCGAUGGCCCGCGCUUCAUGGUCCUAAUUACCCAGCCCUGCUGUUCCUCAAACUUUUCCCUCUGUGAGCGCAUGACCCUCUGAGCGUAUGCGACUCCGCCGAACAGAGGCCGCUCGAACGCCGUCAUUGCUGUGUACUCCGCAAAUGUAGCCUGCACCAAUCCAGAGUGAUAUUAGAUAAGAGCAAGAACAGAGCACAAGGCAGAUUUAGAUGAGGUCUCCGUUCACCUGAUCGAUUGCAGAGGGGUUCUUGUGGAGGUGGAAGGUGGAGACGAGGAUGGCGAGGGCAUGGACGUGGUUGACGCUGACGGCGAACUGGUCCUGGAGCAUCCUGGCCCGAUCCUCACACAUGCUUACCAGGCGCUUCUCUGCGUUCUCCAUGUUGUAGCGCCGCAUCCCCAGGUGAACCACGAGGCUGAUUACCAUCGACGCCACCACCCAGACCACCACCUGCACCGUCCGGUUCUUUGCCCACUUCGCCACCCGGUUUCCCCUUCCCGCUGCGAGCCCCAUCAUCCCCGACCUCCCAAACUCCGCCGCAUUCAAAGUAUUCCUCACGGGGAAGGCAUACGGAACAGGGCCCUUGAUCUUCUCUGCUCCUGGCUGCGGCCGCCGCUGCUCUGAUGAAGACGAUGAUGCAAGACUUAUAUUAUCGGGGGAAGGGGGAGAAAUCAGUCUUCGUCUCGAGUUACGCUGCUUCAGUCUUCUGCUUGCCCCAAACAACAUAGCUCAUCAUUUCCCAACAUUGGCCCGCGCGUCCCAAUAAAGAGCAAAGGGACCGAAAAGGGUAGGGCGAGGUGGAAGAGACAUCAGCGAUGGGGAAUGAAACGAAUCCCAACUCUCGAUGGGGAAGAAGAAACCGGCCAAAACGACGAGCCCUGGUUCUUGUCGCUCGAAGGGAGCUCGAGAGCACUGCCAAGAAGACGACCAGGGAUCAGUGGGGGAUUAGAGGAAGAUGUGUGGGGAUUGGGGGCCCGAAUGAAACCUAUUUACCUGCAUGAAUAGAUGGAAUCUUAUCCAGUCCAGUCUGGUGUGGUGGGGUUAAGAGUCUCGACGUUGCUCCUCUUUUGCAGAGCAAGUCGAUCAAAACCCUGGAUAUGGCCGGAUACGCCGUCGAUUAAAGAAACAGUUCCCAGCAAGCUUCUCCUUCCUAAGAGCCCCACAGAGCCUCUCCAGUCGUCGUCACCACAGUAUUCUCAGAUACUCUCUCGCUCUCUCUGCGGGCAGCUUCCGUUUCCGACCAGCCGAUGAGGAAGAAGAAGAUGAGCUCCAAGAGAGUCACCACAGUUGAUGACAGAAACGGCGCCACAGUACCUCCAGCAUCGCCGUCUAGACGCAACCGACGUCUAAAUUUGGCUCCCUGCGUGACGAAUUCUUUGAACACACGCCAAUUCUGCAGGUUCUCAGUUGCUCUAGGUUUUCCGCAACUCCUUUCCGCUUCUCUUGAUUUCAGCUCCCCUUUAUCUCCUCGCUUCGUUGCUGCGGAGGUCAACCUGUCGUGAAAAAGAGACCUCGUCUUCCUAGGUUCCGCACCCCAUCUUCACAUCACCUUCUUCCCUCCCGACCUAGAUCAAAGCAUCCGACUUCCGCAGUGGAAACAGAACACCUCUCGCCGAAGGUAUCACCGAGCUCCUCUCUACAUCACAGUCGCCGGCUGCUUCCCUCCCGACUGGAAAUCCACCGCGCCAAGACCAGAUCCAGAUCAAAUCAGCCAAACCAGCUCCAGCCUGCCGCCGCCGACGCCGCUGCUUCAGCUCCGGUUGCUCCGGUCUUCACGGACGAAGACCGGCCAGAAGCAUACGCCACAGCCGACCAAGAACCGCUGGACCGCCGUCAGACCUCACCGGCGACCUCCAGGAUCCUCCCUCCCCGCCGGCAGACCUCACCGCUUCCACCCCCGCAGCCCCGCUCUUCCACCACCACGCCACCAGGGCUCCUCGGAGUAGUUGACGACCGAACGCGGAGGGGGAGAGAGAGAGAGAGAGAGAGAGGGUCACAGGAACAUUAAAAUACUAUAAAAUAUCUCUAUCAGAGAUCUCCCUGACGAGGACACGUGACGCAGGAUGGAUAUUCCGAUUUUUUAUUAUUAUUAUUAUUUUUAUUCUAAUAGGCCAAGACUAAUGACAGCCACCCCCGGGUUCCAUUCUCCCUACGGUUCCGAUCCCGGGAGCUCUUCAGAUGAGUGGUUCAGAUUGUUUGGUCUACGUGGGGCCCACCUCUGGUCGAGUAUUCCCCAAGUGGUGCCGGAGCAGUGUGCGGCCACUGACGGGUAAGAACGGUGGCAUAAAUGACCCAUUUGUCCUCGUUAUUGUAAGAAAUAUCGAUAAGGUCUUACAUGGGACUGCGAAAAGCUGAACGGUUUCGUCGCACGCCGCCUUUUCCAGACGGUGCUGGCCCCCCACGAUUCAGAUAAUGAUGAGCCGUCCGAUUUCGCCUUGAAAUGUGAAGCAUCCACCGCUGGAAAUUCGACACGUCAUUCCCCUUCCAUUUUUUUAUGGAGAUUCCCCUGCGCAGGGUUAAACCACGCGAAUCGGGGGCGGAAAAGUGUUUUUCUGAAAAUAUACUACUUUCUCUCUCUACUCUUUAUCCAAUAUUCGUACCCUACAAGGUGAAAAAUCGUAUUCCAUAAACCUAACAAUGGCCAGGAAUAGUGUCUUAAAAGCAUAUUUAUAUAAUAAAAAUAUGCAUCCGAAGUAGAAAAUAGAUAAAUUGAUGUGCAGUAUUUGAGAAAUAAUAAUAAUGUUAAAAAAUAAUUAUUCAUAAAUAAAAGGGUAGUUUUGUCAUUUACCACUUCCCCCCUUGAAAACUCUUUAAAAUAUGACCUUAUUUGACCGAGUGAACGGGGUAUGACUUGUUAUAAUAAGAUCCAGAAAGUCAAAUGGCAAUUAAACGGGAGCCGCGCCGCCAGGGGCAUGUGGGCCCCACAUAGACCAAUAAUCACCGGCACCCAUGUACGUCCGAUGGAGAUCGCGGCGGCGGAGAUAACGUUGACUCUUCUUCAGGGAGCGAACCCGUCCUGAUCUGCUUGUCGGAAUCUCGUAGAUGGCAACGGAGAGAAGAAUGCAUCACGAGCCGCCCAUCGAUCGUGCUGACCCACCUCCCUCUAAUAGUAAACUUUUUCUAUAAUUAUAUGUAUUUUUAUAACAAAUAAUUACACAUACGAAUAAUAAAUUCCUAGUUAGCGAUGUCAUGAAUCUACGUCUUGUCAACCCAACUGGAGUCCAUAAUCUCUUAAAGGCCACCUAAGAGAGAGAGAGAGAGAGAAAAAGAGAGAGAGAGUCUAAGUCAAAACUCCUUUAAAUAUGACGCUGACAGGAAAUGGGCUCAUUGGGCCAGUCAACGCGGCUAAUAAUACAGUAUUAUUAUUAUUAUUAUUGUUGUUAUGGGAUAAGAAUUGAGCUGACUAAAAUGUAUAUUCCCCCCCUUUAGACAUAUAAGAUUCCCAUCAAUGCUAAUAAUGGGAUAAGACUGAGCUGACCAAAAGCGGAGGUGGGCCCGUGGUUUGGGGUGAAUUACGUAGGGCUUGCGGUGACUACGACUUGAAAGUUUUAUCUGUUAAUUGGUCAACGCUUUGACAUAUCUUGGCUUACGUCAGCCGUGGGGAGUAGAAUAUUCUAACUCAGGCCUCUUUUAAGUCCUGAGAAUUCCCCGCCUGAGGGGCUUUUUAGCUCGGAUCUCUUUUGCAUGAUUUGGGGUCUUGCAGGGUUCCCCGUAUCCAUGCAUUGAAGGAAAAAGGGAGAGAGUGAAAGCUAGAGAGAGAGAGAGAAGAUGCCAAAUGAGAAGAACUCAUGGUAUUCAUAUGCGCAAAAUACCUACCUAUUAAAGCAUUGUAAUCCAUAAAUACAAGCAUUCAAAACCGAGGAGGGGGAUGCGCACAGAAUAUUUGUAGCCUAAACGAUAGUAGGAUAUUGGAGUCAACGCCAUUCAUUACCGUUAGAAAAGAUAGUAUAGGGCUGUACUUGGAUCAUAAGGGCCCAUUUUUCGGGAAUUUCUCUAGUUCUGACUGAGGCGCAUACGCAUAAAUAGAAAAAAAAUCAAACCUCGUAAACGGAAAAAGAAAUCCGCCGGGUAUGUGUCUGGUUACGACAAAAUCGAACCUCAUGAACGGACAAAAGUCAAAACGACGGCCACCUGUUGUAGCCUUCGUGGCAUUGUUCUCCGGGUCAACGGACUAGCAACUCGAUCUGGGAUUCUGAAGUAACAACCCGCUUGCCCCUCUGAGACUCCAAAAUCUCCCUAAAAAAUGGACGCGUUGACCUCCGUAGACUCCCGGGACAGCGAGCUCUACAAGAAAAGGUGGUAGUAAAAGCCCUAAAAACUCCCAAAUCUCCUCUACUUGCCGGUCGUCUCUGCUGCUGACCUUCCGUGAAACAAAUGCCCCUUACUUAGAGGAAGCUCCUCCGGCCGGGGGGGAGCCAGCCGCCGGCUUCUUCUUGGCGGCGCCGCCCGGCGAGUCAUCCUGGCCGGCGGGCUGCGGCGGCGGCGGCGCUUCGCCCUCGGGCGGCGGGUGGGUGGGGGGGAGGAAGACGCCGGUGCCGGGGACGGGGUGUCGCGGCGGUGCCGCCGGGGGCCAGGCGGCGGAGGCCGCUGGAGGGAGGGGGAGGGCGGCGGUGACGAGGGGAGGAGCGGCGGCGAUGAAGAGCGGCGGCGCCGCCGGGGGUUGGAGGACGCCGGCGGCGUGGGGCACUGGGUAG
Messenger RNA from Spirodela intermedia, 13230 nucleotides. Lineage: Eukaryota; Viridiplantae; Streptophyta; Magnoliopsida; Alismatales; Araceae. The record is from the annotation of a GenBank genome assembly.